CGCUCAGCGGAGCAUCCCGAGUCUCGAGCGACGAGCAGGACGCGCAAAUGAUGAUUUCUGGCGUUUUCUUCCGCGACAGGUGAUGGUUGCACCGAAGAGGAAUCGUUCGUUAUGGCCCGAGUCGUGGAAUAUUUCCUGAGGGUGUUCUUUAAGUGAGGAAUGUCCGCUGGUGUUUCUUCCAUCGGGAUUCACGCGCACAGUGCAGGAAGAUGAAGAAGCAAUUCAACCGAAUGCGACAACUGGCCAACCAGACCGUGGGCAGGGCAGAGAAGACAGAAGUGCUGAGUGAAGAUCUGCAGCAGGUGGAGAAGCGUCUGGAGCUGGUUAAGCAGGUGUCUCACAGCACUCAUAAGAAGUUGACGGCAUGUCUGCAGGGUCAGCAGGGUGUGGACGUGGACAAGCGGUCCGUCCGCUCGCCUUCAAAGAAGCUUCCUCUGACGUCUCUGGCUCAGUGUCUGGUGGAAGGAGCUGUGAUUCUGGGUGACGAUUCUCUGCUGGGGACGAUGCUGAAGAUCUGUGGAGAGACGCAGGACAGACUCGCUCAAGAACUUCUGCUGUUUGAGCUCCAGAUCGAGCAAGACGUCGUUGAGCCACUCUACACUCUCGCUGAGGUUGAAAUUCCCAACAUUCAGAAGCAAAGAAAACAUUUAGCCAAACUGGUACUGGACAUGGAUUCUGCUCGCACACGUAAAGCGCGUGUGGUUUGUGUUUCAGAGUCGUGGGUGGAGAAGCCGUGUUACGGGAAACCGUUAGAGGAGCAUCUGACUCUGAGCGGCAGAGAAAUCGCUUUCCCCAUCGAAGCGUGUGUGACCGUGCUGCUGGACUGCGGCCUACAGGAGGAGGGUUUGUUUCGAGUCGCUCCGUCUGCCUCGAAGCUGAAGAAGCUGAAGGCGUCUCUGGACUGCGGCGUGCUGGACUUUCAGGAGUAUUCUGCGGAUCCUCACGCCAUCGCAGGUGCUCUGAAAUCAUACCUGCGUGAGCUGCCCGAACCCCUGCUGACCUUUGACCUGUAUGACGACUGGAUUCAGGCAUCGAAUAGUGCGGAUCAGGACAAGCGUCUGCAGGCGUUGUUAUCGACCUGUGAGAAACUUCCUACAGCGAACAGCAACAACUUCAAGUAUUUGAUCAAAUUUCUUGCCAAGCUGAACGAGUAUCAGGAUUACAAUAAAAUGAGUCCAGGAAACAUUGCGAUUGUUCUGGGGCCAAACCUGCUGUGGACGCAUACGGAGGGGAACAGCACAGAGAUGAUGACCACAGUCUCGCUGCAGAUCGUGGGGAUCAUUGAGCCCAUUAUCCAGCAUGCUGAUUGGUUCUUCCCAGAAGAGAUCGAGUUUAACGUGACGGGAAGCUACGGCAGCCCUGUUCAUAACGACCACAACGCCAGCUACAGCUCCAUGCCGUCGCCAGACUUGGACCAAUCAGAUCGCAGGCAGCCGGACCAAAGCCGACGCCCACUCAGCGUCGCCACCGACAACAUGAUGCUGGAGUUCUACAAGAAAGACGGCAUUAGGAAAAUUCAGAGUAUGGGAGUGCGAGUGAUGGACACCUCCUGGGUUUCUCGGAGAGGCUCCUCCUCUUCGUCUCAUAAGAGCUCCUUGACUCCGCCCAGCUUUCAGCCGCCCUCUGAUUCGCUGAGCCCUGAGCAGACGGCCGAUGUCUCCGCCUCCCCCUCACAGACUCCGCCCCCCAUCAGCGGCGAUAGGACCAGCUUCGACGAGGCAUCAUCCAAUCGCUCGGACUCCUGUCUCGUCUGUCGCUCCCCGCCCCCUCCGUACCCUGUCUCCUCUUCCUCCUCCUCCUCCUCGCUCCCGCACCCUCGAGUGCGUCUCGAAAGCGUUCCUCCCUCGGCGUUCAGUCCUCCUCCACUCCUCCUGUCCUCCACCUCUCUAGACAUCAUCUCCAACCCUAAACCCAGCGUCCCCCUGUCCUCCGAGCUCCUCCCCACCGCUCCGCCGGGGGCCGCCUGCAGCCGAGAGAGAGGACUCAGAGCGCCUAGCACCCAGAAGAAUAAGGAGUCCUCGCCUGUGAUUGGUCAAAGACGCAUUGGACAGAACCAGCUGUCAGACCUGAGUCCUCACACGCUGCACAAAGUUUCCAAGAAGCUGGCCCCCAUCCCUCCCAAGGGUCCGUACUCUCCGUUGGGCUGCGUGUCAGAUCUGUCUCCGGGUCCAUCUCCGGUCAGUCUGUCCCCGACACCCCCCAGCACCCCGUCCUCAUACAGCUUCAGUUACCCGCAGAGCGGCUCCGUCCUCACCUCGCCCGGACACAACCACAGCCAGACGCUCUCCGGGACCCUGCCCAAAUCACGGCCCAAACCGCCCCGCCAGAGACCCAGCCUGCCCCCCCCGCAGCCCCCGCCGCUGGACGCUCUGUCCGCCGGGGAGAGCAUGUCUACAGGGCAUGACGCUUACCUUUUUCCCAAGGAGCUCCUAAGUUGA
Messenger RNA from Sinocyclocheilus grahami, 2438 nucleotides. Its product is annotated as rho GTPase-activating protein 44-like. The transcript has 19 exons. Bases 210 to 2438 code for a protein of 742 amino acids. The record is from RefSeq and is a predicted model, not a curated record. NCBI's taxonomy places the organism in Eukaryota, Metazoa, Chordata, Actinopteri, Cypriniformes, Cyprinidae. Gene Ontology annotation, molecular function: protein binding; GTPase activator activity. Gene Ontology annotation, biological process: regulation of dendritic spine morphogenesis; negative regulation of Rac protein signal transduction; regulation of actin cytoskeleton organization. Gene Ontology annotation, cellular component: intracellular anatomical structure; presynaptic active zone; cytoplasm.